Messenger RNA from Lampris incognitus (smalleye Pacific opah), 3028 nucleotides. It is a transcript of the gene ankdd1b, whose product is annotated as ankyrin repeat and death domain containing 1B. Lineage: Eukaryota; Metazoa; Chordata; Actinopteri; Lampriformes; Lampridae. The record is from RefSeq and is a predicted model, not a curated record. The transcript is spliced from 15 exons. Gene Ontology annotation, molecular function: protein binding. Bases 810 to 2465 code for a protein of 551 amino acids.
CGGAUGUGGGUAUGUGUCCUGGUCGCUGCACUAGUGCCUCCUCUGGUUGGUCAGGGCGCCUGUUCAGGGGGGAGGGGGAAUGGGGGAGGGGGUAGCGUGAUCCUCCCACACGUUACCUCUCCCUGGUGAAACUCUUCACUGUCAGGUGAAAAGAACCGGCUGGUGACUCCACAUGUAUCGGAGGAGGCAUGUGGUAGUCUGCAGCCCUCCCCGGAUCAGCAGAGAGGGUGGAGCAGAGACCGGACAGCUCAGAAGAGUGGGACAAUUGGCCAAGGACAAUUGGGCGGGAGAGUUUUAAAGAUGUCGUCUCAUGUUAAAGAUGGCCCAAUAAACAAAUUAUUCAGUACUCGUACAACUUGCUCUACAGUACAAGUAUGACGUGUUAAAUGUACUCAAGCAGUCGGUUUCUCAAGGGUGUGGUCUGCCAGAGCAAACAAGCGUCAGUACCUCAGUCAUUUGAAUGCUAGGGCAGCACAGCGCUUCCCCAUGUGAAGGCCUGCUGCUUGUCGACUACUUGGGGAUCAGAACUUCGCAGUAGUCGUCUAAGGAAAGUUGAGCAGUCUACACGGUGGAGGGUUUUUCUUCAUCUCAGAACACAGGAGUCUGAACUAGUUAUUUCUGAGCUAUUUGUUCAAGUGCUUAGUAUUUGGUUUUAGUCUGCUAUUGUGUGUCAUAGGUACAGUUUGUUGACAUUAUUUGCUCGUGAGCAAAUUUAAACACUCCAGUAACACAAAUUUACAGACUUUUGGAUAAAGAUAUCCACAUAGCCCAAGCCCAACACUGAUGGUCAGCCCCUGCGGUGCACUCCAAUGGACAGAAGAACCACAACUCGGACAGUGAAGAGGAAAAAGCAUGUCUUGAAGGAGAAACUUGACCCAAGGACAUGGGUGAGACCUGAGAUGGUAGAGGGUUUCACUGACUUCAUAUUCAGCCAUCUGGCAGACAAAGAGACAGACAACACCUUCGACAACACAGAGAUGUUGCUGGAGACAGAGAAGCAGUAUAUUGAAGCAGCUAAGAAGAAUGAUGUGGAGACCAUGAAGAUUCUCGCAAAAGGGGUCAACGCCAAUGCAAAAAAUGUGGACAACAGGACUGCCCUUCACUAUGCGGUGGCAGGCCAAAACAAGGAAGCGGUUGAGUUUCUUCUCCUGCGCAGGGUCAAAGUGGAUCAAAAGGACAAGCAUGGUGUGGCGCCCGUUCACUUGGCCGCCUGGUUUGGCAAUUUGAACAUCUUGAAACUUUUAAUACAGGCUGGAGCUGAGCAGAAGAUAGAAAAUGAGGACGGGUUGAACAUCAUGCACUGUGCUGCUGUCAACAACCAUACUGACGUUGUGGAGUACAUUGUUGAUGACCUACAGAUGAAGGAGCUAGACAAGGAGGACAAGUUAGGAAACAGGAUGUUUGCGCUGGCUGCAGAGCAUGGCUGUGCCGAGGUGCUUGAAAAGCUAACCUCUUACAACAUGGCCACCAUGGAGCCCAACAAGAGUGGGAACACACCCCUGCACUUAGCUGCCAAACACGGCCACUUGGAUGCUGUCCAACUGCUGCUGCAGAGCUUUGAUACCCGGGAUGAAGUCAAUAUGGCUGGGGAAACGGCAUUGUACCAGGCGGCAGACAAUGCACAUGAGGACUGUGUUCUUGCACUGCUGGAGGCUGGUUGUGACCCCAAUAUCCUCACCAUGACCAAAUGCAGUGUUCUCCAUCCGGCCUCAGAUAGAGGUGACACAUCACUGGUUAAGCUGCUCCUAGACCACCAAGCCCACACUGACUUUCAGAAUCAGCAUCAAGAGGCUCCUCUUCACCUGGCAGUGAAGAAGGGUCACAUCCCUGUCAUCUACACUCUCCUGGCGGCUGGCUGCAACAUCAAUGUCGUGGACGAGAGAUCUCAGACCGCUAUGCACCUUGCAGCAGAGCUGGCGAGAGUGGACAUUGUGGAAAUGCUUCUCAAAGCCGAGCUGGACCUGACGCUCCAGGAUAGGCAGGGUAAGACAGCUCUGGCUGUGGCAGCAAGAGCAGAUGAGGUGGUCAUUGUGGACAUGAUCAUAAAAGCAGAAAGAUACUACGCAUGGAAGAAGGCCAACACCGAGCUUAAUGAGACUCUUCACUGCCAAUAUCCAAUGACAUUUAAAUUGGACCAUCGCUUGGAAACCAAACGGGUCCGUUCUGAUGCCUGGCGCCUGGCGUACCAACUCCUGAAACCAGGGGCCUGGAAAAAACUGGCGGAGUACUGGAACUUCACUAAAGAACAAGUGGCAGCCAUUGAGGAGCAGUGGACAGGCCAGCAGAGCUACCUGGAGCAUGGGAACAGGAUGCUGCUGAUCUGGCUCCAUGGGGUAGAGCUGGCUCAGAGGAACCUGGCUAAAGAGCUCUACCAGAGCCUCAUCACCACAGGAAACAGGAAGGCUGCAGAUAAGCUUUGGAUGGAGGCAGAAAGCAGCAGUAAGAAGAGCUGCAGGAUUUCAUGAAAACUGACAACGCAUGGAUGCAAACACAAAAGUUUUUUCAAGGUUAUAUCACUAUCGGCUACUGAACAGUAAACUGAUCACCUUCACAGACUUUUCACUAGUUUAUCAAAGGUAUGCAUCUCUUAACCAAGCCAAUGAAAUACAGCUUUGGUUAGCACUAUAAACCUAAUUGGUGGUGUUGGACAGUUACGUCUCAAUAAAAAGCAACAACAGAAUAACUUAAAACAUGAGAUUUUACAAAAAAAUAGUCUGGCAUUUACAUCAUUUUAAAACAAACAUUUAAAAACUAGUUCAGUUUUGCAAAUGUGGAAAAAAAUCAUUAUCAAAUGUUCUCCUACAAAGCACACAGUGAAUUUCUACUGCAGAAUGUCAGUAUCAAGUAAAGGUGUAAGAAAGACCAGAAGAUGUGUUCUGUUUCUUCUUGGACUCACGCUGAUGAGCGACUCAGAGGUGUGCAGCGGUCUUUCUGUGUAGGACUUGGAAGACCAGAAGACUUGUUCUGUUUCUUCUUGGACUCACGCUGAUGAGCGACUCCGGGGUGUGCAGCGGUCUUUCUGUGUAGG